Rhagoletis zephyria (snowberry fruit fly) is the source of this 706-nucleotide messenger RNA. RefSeq lists its product as uncharacterized. Lineage: Eukaryota; Metazoa; Arthropoda; Insecta; Diptera; Tephritidae. The record is from RefSeq and is a predicted model, not a curated record.
AGCAUGCGAAAUUCUUCAGAAGAGAAACUUACCUUGCUUUGCACAUUGUUUGAAUUUAAUAGCACAAGAUACUUUAUCUCUCGAUUGUAUAAAAGGCAUAACAGGUAAAUGUAAACGGAUCGUAGCUUUCUUCAAAAGCAGCACAACUGUCUAUGCUAAAUUUAGGUCAGCUCAGGGAAUUGAGAGACCCUAUAGCCUAGUGCAAGAAGUAUCUAGGCGCUGGAGCAGUGCAUAUAGAAUGAUUAAACGCAUCUUACUAACGAAGGACGCUAUUGCAGUUGUGCUGCUUAAUACAACUAAGGCUCCAGCUGCAUUGACAGCUGAUGAUAUAUGCAUAUUAGAAGAUUUAGUAGACCUGCUAGCACCGUUAGACAAUGCUACUACUCAGGUUUCAGCUAGCCAGUCUGUUACGGUUUCCUUACUUAUCCCUACGAUAAGUGAGCUACAUCAAAAUUACCACGAUUUAUAUAGCAAAAUGAAAACAACUGAAGGAAAAAGUAUUUGUUUGUUUUUGAUUGAACGUCUUAUUCAUCGACUUUCAAAGUUUGAAACCCGAACAGUUACAAGGGUGGCAACAUUACUGGAUGCAAGGUUCAAAAAGGAAGGAUUUCGGUCAGCAAACAAUGCAGCCGUUGAUGAAAGGGUAAUACCGCCAACACCACCAAACUUAUCACAACCGCAACCUUAGUUCAAAUUUUUACAACAA